Messenger RNA from Miscanthus lutarioriparius, 693 nucleotides. Lineage: Eukaryota; Viridiplantae; Streptophyta; Magnoliopsida; Poales; Poaceae. The record is from the annotation of a GenBank genome assembly.
AUGCACGCGUGCUUCCAUGGCGGCGGCGGCAACAGCAGGAUCACCAAGUCCGUCGGCUUCAUCGCCAAGAGCGACGAGGAGCGGGGGCAAGGAGGAGCCAAACAUGAGCACUGCGACAAGUGCUGCUCGCCGUUGGACGACGGCGACGGCGGCGGCGCUGGCGACGAGGAGGCAGCCGCGGGUACGGCGGACGCGGCAAGUGAUGGGGAGUGGGCGGCGGGCCAGGAGCCCGGUGUGCUGAUGACCCUGGUGUCGUGCGGCGACGGCAGGAACUACCUCCGCAGGAUCCGGUUCAGCGAGGAGUACUUCGGCGACGCGUGGGCGGCGCAGACCUGGUGGGCGGACAACUGCGACCGCAUCGUCGAGCUCUACAGCGUCGUCGUCGUCCAGCCCGACCACCCCUCGCAGGACGGCGAAGACGACGAUCCAGCGGCGCCCGUAACCCCAUGCCAAUCCGAGGACGACGAGCAGCAACUGCAGGAUGGGAUUGGGGACUUGGACCACUCGGCGUCGUGCUCGGCGUCCGCGUCGGGAGGUUCCACCUCCAACUUCUCCGGGCCGUCCAGCGGCAGCGGCAGCGGGUCGGCCAACAAGGUGGACUCUCCAAUUCUCGGCCUCGUCACCGAGGCCGACAGCAUCACAAGAACAGCCCGGGCGGAGCACAGCCAUAAAGCAUUGGGACAAGAACAGUGA